GUGUGAUAAUUUCCACUUUAAUGUUAAUAAAUUUGAAACAGAUCAGCAUCAGAUGAAUUGAUUGCCAAUCAGCUAAUUACUUCACAUUAUUAGUACAAUUAAACUACAUGAUCGUAUCCGGGAUAAUUAAUCGAGCAAUUUCUCAUUCGAUUGAUCAAUUGAUACCUUAUGAUGUCAUUUUAAAUUUGAUAUUUUCAUGAUAAUGCUAGAUAAGCUUUGUGUCAGUCUAUGAUUCAUAAGAUUCAUAUCUAUUAUUUUAUUAGACUACCUAACCUGAACAAAUAUCUUACGACGGUAUCGUCUAAUGAAUGACAAUUUUAUUCAACGACGUGACGUGAUGCUCGAGUGACAGAUAAUGCGAAAUAUAAGUAAAAUAUACCGAACAGCACUAAAGAAGUAUCCUGUGGGUACUCAAGCAGUACAAGCUGGAAUACUCAUGGGUCUUGGAGAUCAGAUUGCACAAAAUUUUAUAGAAAGUGGUCCAAAAGCUAUUGAUUAUGUACGAACAAUGCAAUUUGCUGGAAUUGGCUUGUUCAUUAGUGGUCCUGCAACAAGAACGUGGUAUGGCAUUUUAGAUAAAUAUAUAGGUUCUAAAGGUUACAUAGUUGGAAUAAAAAAGGUUGUUUGCGAUCAAUUGCUUUUUGCGCCCACUUUUAUAGCAGUUUUACUGGUUGCUAUUGGUUUUUGUCAAGGAAAAGAUAUCAAGGGGCUAAAGACUAAAUUAUUAAAUGAAUAUAGUGAUAUAUUAAUUAAUAAUUAUAAGUUAUGGCCUAUGGUGCAACUUAUGAACUUUUCCUUGGUGUCUUUAAACUAUCAAGCUCUAGUUGUACAAUCAGUUGCCCUACUGUGGAACAGCUAUAUUUCAUAUAGAACAAGUUUAGAUAAACAUGAUGAAUUUAUACAGAUAUAACUCAAAAGUUACUCAAUUGAACACUUGUAUGCAAUAUCACUUUUCAUAUAUCUAAAAGAAAGUUUUUAAUAAAAAUAGAAGGAAGAGAUGGCAAAAUGACA
Molecule: messenger RNA, 1011 nt
Organism: Harpegnathos saltator (Jerdon's jumping ant)
Lineage: Eukaryota; Metazoa; Arthropoda; Insecta; Hymenoptera; Formicidae
Gene: Mpv17
Product: Mitochondrial inner membrane protein MPV17
Exons: 5
Coding region: 356-910 (184 amino acids)
Biological process (GO): regulation of mitochondrial DNA metabolic process
Cellular component (GO): cytoplasm; membrane; mitochondrion
Molecular function (GO): channel activity
Source: RefSeq, a predicted model, not a curated record